AUGGACAAGGCCCGCGUUUCGGCCGCGCGGCUUGGGGCCCGGGUGUGCGCGUAUCUCGUGAGGCUGUAUCAGAGCCUGCAGCGCUUCUGGAGCGUCCACGUCGUGGGCUUUUUCCGGAGCAAGAAAGAGCAAGAACACAUCCCUUCAGCCGAGUGUAUUUUCCACAAAGAGAAAAUUGAGGUGCUUGGCCAGAAGCUGAAGAACCAGUCUCUGGCCGUCGAGGAGCGGGCUCAGGCUGCCUACCGGAUGGGCAUGCUGGCCUUCACAGGAGGCCCAACGGCCGGGAAGUUUGCAGCCAAGCACAUGAAAGAAGUGGCUCUCUUGCUGCAACAGCCAAAGAUGGAGCCGAAGACAAGAAUCCUGCUGCUCCAGAGCGUGGCCUGCUGGUGCUACCUAAACCCCGUCGCCCAGAAGAGAGCCAAGUUUCUGCAGUUUGUCCCGGUCCUCACCGCGCUCUUGGAGAGCCUGCCCGAGUCGGGCAGCAAGACUGCGAUCAGCAGCAACCUCCUGGUGAAGUUCUGGACGUGCUACGUCCUCUCUGUCAUGAUCUGCAACAACCUGUCCUUCAUGGAGGAGCUGAAGGACCAGCAGAGCCUGAAGUGCCACCUGCAGGUGCUGGCCAGCGAGAACUGGGUAGGGUGGCCCGAGAACUUCGCGGAGGUGGUGUAUUUCCUGAUCGGUUUCCACAGGCACUAGCUCCUCUAGGGCAGUUCCCAGCCGCCUGCACCGUGGGAGGGC
This is a messenger RNA of Miniopterus natalensis, 738 nucleotides long. It is a transcript of the gene ARMH2, whose product is annotated as armadillo like helical domain containing 2. The record is from RefSeq and is a predicted model, not a curated record. Lineage: Eukaryota; Metazoa; Chordata; Mammalia; Chiroptera; Miniopteridae.